AUGGUCCCUCUGACUGGCGGCCUCUGGUGCCUCCAGGAGGAGAAAGUGCUUGAGAAACAUAUGUUCACUUCUCCCGUUAUAUCGCUAGGUGACUCUGUGAAGGGGUGUCUAGCCACGUCCGUCGCGGGACUUCGCAUUUAUCUUUCUAGUGCCAAGGAAGAACUUGGUAAGAUAUUCAUCGCUAGCCUCGGCGACUAA
Penicillium verrucosum is the source of this 198-nucleotide messenger RNA. RefSeq lists its product as uncharacterized. The coding region runs from base 1 to 198 and encodes 65 amino acids. The record is from RefSeq and is a predicted model, not a curated record. Lineage: Eukaryota; Fungi; Ascomycota; Eurotiomycetes; Eurotiales; Aspergillaceae. The transcript has a single exon.